Sphaeramia orbicularis (orbiculate cardinalfish) is the source of this 1727-nucleotide messenger RNA. RefSeq names its product ubiquitin carboxyl-terminal esterase L1 (ubiquitin thiolesterase) (gene uchl1). Gene Ontology annotation, molecular function: cysteine-type deubiquitinase activity. The record is from RefSeq and is a predicted model, not a curated record. Lineage: Eukaryota; Metazoa; Chordata; Actinopteri; Kurtiformes; Apogonidae. Bases 110 to 772 code for a protein of 220 amino acids. The transcript has 9 exons. Gene Ontology annotation, biological process: protein deubiquitination; ubiquitin-dependent protein catabolic process. Gene Ontology annotation, cellular component: cytoplasm.
UACCCGCACCGCACGCGCUCCAACUUCUACUGACAACAGCAGGGACCGCACGAGCCGAACCGAACCGAACUGAACUGAACUAAACUAAACUAAACCAACCGCCGGAAAAAUGGAGUGGACCGCCAUGGAAAUCAAUCCCGAGAUGCUGAACAAGAUGAUGAGUAAGCUAGGCGUGGGCGACAACUGGCGCUUCGUGGAUGUGCUUGGACUGGAGGGUGAGCAGCUCUCCGGUGUCCCAAGACCGUGCUGUGCCCUGAUGCUGCUUUUCCCGCUGACACAUCAGCAUGAGUCUUUCAGACAGCAGCAGGCAGACAAAGUGGCAGGAGGCUCUGAGGUUUAUUUUAUGAAACAGACCGUGGUCAAUUCCUGCGGCACCAUUGCCCUGCUGCAUGCUGUGGCCAACAAUAAAAACAAACUGACAUUUGAUAGUGACUCUGCCUUGAAGAAGUUUCUAGAUGAAACUGCUAACAUGUCUGCUGAUGACCGUGCCAAACAGCUGGAGAAGAACCAGGCAAUCACAGAUGCUCACAAUGAGGUUGCUGUACAGGGCCAGUGUCGGCCAGAAGCAGAUAAAGUCAACUUCCACUUUAUUGCCUUUGUCAAUGUAAAUGGACAUCUUUACGAAUUUGAUGGGAGAAUGGAUGGAGCAGUGAACCACGGAGCCACCAAUGAUGAAUCCUUUGUAAAGGAUGCAGCCAGCGUGUGCCGUGAAUUCAUGGAGAGAGAACAAGGGGAAGUUCGUUUCUCCGCUGUGGCUUUGUGUCAGAGUUAAACACUGUAGAAAACAGAAAUCAGUAAACCAAAAUGUCCUGGAGCAUUCAUAUGGCACACACAAUCAGCAGGCACACACACAUCUGCAGACACUAUGCACUAUGAAGCACAUAUUGUUUCCACGUAUUCUACUCUCAUCUUCUGAACCAAGCAUUCUUGAGCACAUGCACAUGUGCACAUGACACAAAUGGAACCUUUUGUUGUGCUCACACAAGCUUGUCUGUUUUUAUGUCAGUCAGCAGUGUCAACACUGCUGGUCGUAUGUGUGUUUAUCUGUUUGCACCUUUUUGAAUGUUAAUGCAUUUGUGCCGCAAAAACUGAUGCUUUAAUACCUUGUGUGCCAAUUAGAGCGAGAUGAAAAAAUAGAAGGAAAAGGCACCAAACUUGAACAUGGAAAGGUUUUACCAGUUUCUCUGAAUGCCUUUCAUUGCUCUACUGAGUUUACAAGGAGUUGACAUUCUACUGAGCAACCCUAAAAGUAUACGUAGGAAUAAUUUUCCCAUUGUUUAAAGCAAGAACACAACCUUGAGUGUUCUUGGGUGUUAGUGACAUUUUUCAGAAAAAAGGUUUUUGUUACAGAAUUGAAAAGUGUUCUUGUUCCUAAUGAUAGUAAUGUGUUAGGAUUACUGCCAGUUUGUUUACUUUUAUUAUUACUAUCACUAAUUUAUAUGAAAGCACUUUUGUUCACACUUUAUUUGGAAAUUGCUCUCACGUUUCAAAAACAAUCCAAACAAUUAUCAAUAAAACUACGACGGUGCAAGUCAAAAUCUGACAAAUAACACGUCAAACCAGAUAGGGACCAUCCAAAUAAAGUGCUACUGUAUGGGAUGUUGUGCUGUGCCCAGUGAUGGUAUGUCUAGACGUGUUUAUCUUUCAAUGUGCAAAUACUCUGUUGCUGUAACCCUACUGGUGAAACAGCUGUGAGAAUUCAAUAAAGCAAACCUUACACUUCCAAA